Molecule: messenger RNA, 465 nt
Organism: Neomonachus schauinslandi (Hawaiian monk seal)
Lineage: Eukaryota; Metazoa; Chordata; Mammalia; Carnivora; Phocidae
Product: 60S ribosomal protein L27-like
Exons: 1
Biological process (GO): translation
Cellular component (GO): cytosolic large ribosomal subunit; ribosome
Molecular function (GO): structural constituent of ribosome
Source: RefSeq, a predicted model, not a curated record
AUGGGCAAGUUCAUGAAACCCGGGAAGGUGGUGCUGGUCCUGGCCGGACACUGCUCCGGACGCAAAGUGGUCAUUGUGAAGAAUAUUGAUGAAGAAUAUUGAUGAUGAUCAGACCAUCCCUACAACCAUGCUCUGGUGGCUGGAAUUGACUGCUGUCCCCACAAAGUGACAGCUGCCAUGGGCAAGAAGAAAAUCACCAAGAGGUUGAAGAUCAAGUCUUUUUUGAAAAUUUAUAACUAUAAUCACCACAUGCCCACAAGGUACUCUGUGGAUAUCCCCUUGGACAAAACUGUCAUCAACAAGGAUGUCUUUAGAGACCUUGCCCUUAAAUGCAAGGCCCGACGAGAGGCCAAGGUCAAGUUCGAGGAGAGGUACAAGACCGGCAAGAGCAAGUGGUUCUUCCAGAAGCUGCGGUUUUAGAUCUGUUUUGUUUCAGUCAUUAAAAAUUCAAAAAAAAAAAAAAAA